This is a messenger RNA of Monomorium pharaonis (pharaoh ant), 921 nucleotides long. It is a transcript of the gene AP-2sigma, whose product is annotated as AP-2 complex subunit sigma. NCBI's taxonomy places the organism in Eukaryota, Metazoa, Arthropoda, Insecta, Hymenoptera, Formicidae. The record is from RefSeq and is a predicted model, not a curated record. The transcript is spliced from 4 exons. Gene Ontology annotation, cellular component: AP-2 adaptor complex; membrane coat; intracellular membrane-bounded organelle. Gene Ontology annotation, biological process: clathrin-dependent endocytosis; intracellular protein transport. Bases 150 to 578 code for a protein of 142 amino acids. Gene Ontology annotation, molecular function: clathrin-cargo adaptor activity.
UUAUGUGAUGGCGCUUUUGCAGUCAGUACACUUGUCAAUUCCAAAGUGGCCGCCGUUACAUUCGUGAUCGGUGGGCGGGGAAUUGAUAAGAUCUUAUGUUUAUCAAAAUUUCGUAGGACGUUUUGCCGAGUAUAAAAUCCGUUUUCAAAAUGAUACGAUUUAUCCUCAUACAAAACAGGGCUGGCAAGACUAGGCUGGCAAAGUGGUACAUGAACUUUGACGAUGAUGAAAAGCAAAAGCUGAUAGAAGAAGUUCAUGCGGUUGUCACUGUCAGAGAUGCGAAGCACACAAAUUUCGUCGAGUUUCGCAAUUUCAAGAUAGUAUACAGGAGAUACGCAGGCUUAUACUUCUGUAUCUGUGUCGACGUUAAUGACAACAAUCUCUGUUACUUGGAGGCGAUACAUAAUUUUGUGGAGGUGCUGAACGAAUACUUCCACAAUGUAUGCGAGUUGGAUUUAGUGUUUAAUUUUUACAAGGUAUACACCGUCGUGGAUGAGAUGUUCUUAGCUGGUGAGAUCAGAGAGACGAGCCAGACAAAAGUGCUAAAACAGCUCUUGAUGUUAAAUUCCUUAGAAUAAAAAGCUCGUUGAUCUCGGCUUUAUGUACGAACAAAUGCAUGAUCUGAAUAUGUAACGCGUGUGAUGAUGAAUUGUACAUCUGUAUUACGUUGAUUAUAUCGCGUAAGACACGUACAUAAAUACUCUAUGUAACGAUAAUUGUUUAAACGAUCCUCGAUAAUCAUUUGCUUCACGAGAAGAAAACGAGUAUGAUAAUCUCUACACGUUUUUUUGCGUUACGGACUUAUAAAAAAAGAAGCAAUAGGUAUGACAAACUACAACUAUAUUGUAGACGCAAAAAAGAGUAGAAAGCAUAUCGUUUUAAAUAUGUAAUAAAUUCUGUAAAUAUGUGCUGAAGAAUAAA